CUUCAACACAGAACAGUCACACAGUGAAAACUAUUAGGAAAAGUCUCUGCAUCCUGAACAACCAAAGCGUAGCAGGAGCAGAAAUCAUGAAAAUCAUUCUUAUCUUUCUAUUCAUUGCCCCACUCGCUCUCUCAGCUAGAGCUGAGAAGGACUUUUCUGCCCUUGAUUCGGCUGCAUCUCCUGAGACAAAAUCAAGAUUUGCCAUGCUAGAUGAUGUACGAAUCUUAGCCAAUGGACUCCUCCAGCUUGGGCACGGUCUUAAAGACUUUGUGCAUAAGACAAAGGGGCAGAUGAAUGACAUUUUUCAAAAACUUUACAUUUUUGAUAAGUCCUUUUAUGAGCUCUCACUGCAAACCAAUGAAAUCAAAGAAGAAGAAGAACUGCUCCGCCAAACUACUGCCAGACUGCAAAUCAACAAUGAAGAGAUAAAGAAUCUCUCGCAGGAGAUGAAUUUGAAGAUUGAAGACCUCAUACAAAACAAAAUCCAGCUGCAGGAGAAGGUGUGGGGACUGGAGGACAAAGUCACUAAGUUGGCCAUUACCCAGCCUACAGUGCAAGAGACAAAUGAAAUUUCUUCACUCAAAGCUUUUGUGGAGCGGCAGGACAACCACAUCAAGCAGCUUCUCAAAAUCGUGGAGGACCAGCACGCACAGCUCGACAAACAGCACAACCAGAUCAUGGAGCUGGAGGACAAGCUGAACCACAUCGAGCUCCAGGAACUCGCAGAGAACUCCUUCACUGGGGAGCACACAGAACCAGAGGCCACCCCCUUUUAUGUGCGCAACUCCACAGCUGUAACAUACAAAUAUGAAGGUGCUGCUCCUGACUGCACUGCUCUGUACAACAGCGGCAUUCAGACCAGUGGCACUUACACUAUUAAGCCUAACGGCUCAGAAGCUUUCGAUGUCUACUGUGAAACAAAAUUCGGCACUUCCUGGACCGUAAUCCAGAACCGAGUGGAUGGAUCACUGGAUUUCAACCAAACCUGGGACGCCUAUGUCAAGGGGUUUGGUGAUCUCAACGAGGAAUUCUGGCUGGGCCUGAACAAGACCUAUUCCAUUACUCAACAAGGGGACUACAUCUUACGGAUCGAGCUGCAGGACUGGAAAGAUAAUAAACGUUACGUCGAGUACGCAUUCGACCUGGGAGGCCCGAGAACAGACUACACGCUUCAGCUUUCACGGAUCUCUGGGAGCAUCCCCAACGCGCUGCCCGAGCAGACAGAGCUGCGGUUCUCAACUGCAGACCAUGACAUGGCCGUAAUAAACAACUUCAACUGCCCAGAAAACUACCUAGGAGGCUGGUGGCACAGCGAAUGCGAGGAAACCAAUCUUAACGGGAAAUACGUCGCACCAAGGUCAAAAGGAAGACUAGACAGGAGUAAAGGCUUAUACUGGAAGCCUAAAAAAGGAAGAUACUACUUGCUCAAGUCAACCAAAAUAAUGAUACACCCGACAGAUCUAAAAAGCUUUGACUGAAUGCUUAACCUGAUGCACGUGAAUUCAGAACAUAUACACUGAACACUGCUACAUCAGAGAAAUUCAUGUUAUGCUUAGUAACAGGUGCAUAUCCAAAUCCAUACACUGUAUGGUGUAUUCUCCAAUGACACAAACCCUGAGGCAUAUGUGAUGGUCUUACCAUAUGUUUGGUGAGUAUUUUCCUUCACCCUAGCCCAAAGGUCAACCUGCUAUAAGUUAAGUAGGGUUUUACCUCCCCAGGAUCAAACCCUAAUACCUAGGAAUUGGCUGCCUAUUCAUGUAUUAGAUAAUAUUGCUUGGGGGAAAGGGUUUUCAGGCUGUUGCAUUUGUCUCUGGGUUGUGUAGGAGGGAACAGGAAAAGUGGUUCAGCAAACAUAAAGGGCUGGCAAAAUGCUACAGAAGACAUUUAGGUAUUAAUUUGUAGGAAAAAUAAGAAAUUCUGUUUCAUAAAGUGACUGAUUUGUUGUUUGGUUCAUGUUAUUGUUGUGGAAUGUUUCUGUGGGCAAACAAAAGAUGAGUAACUCCCCAUUUUAGGGAUCUGUGUAUUUCCAAACAAAUCUUUCAGUGAUCUAGGUCAGGCUGAUCUUUGCUGAAGCACUGUACUCACACAGCUGUAGAUGUGUACACACACAUCAAGUAAGCCGGAGCACCGACCUAAUCUUUUAGAUAUCACACUUCAAAGAAUAGGUUAAGAACUGUGUUUACAAACUGAAACUUAAGGGCUAAGCUUCAAAGCUUUCUGAAAUGAGUAAGAGAUUGUUUCUUCUCAUCUGGAAUGGAUUUAGACCCAUCCCUUUGUGACCUUUUAGUAUAGCUCACUGAGAAAUGAAAGGAAACACCAAGUGAGCACACGAUCCAAACACCUUUCAAAUAGAGAACAGCUGAGUAACUGCGCCUGGGGGCAACUCCAAUGGAGUCAAUGGUGCCAUCCGAUGAACCCUAUAGGCAAAACCCAUGCGACAGUGCUGGUCCUGCUCCUGAGAACACAUACACAUUUGGUUAACUUCAGCUGCAGAAGGCAGCCUCUGAGGCAGUAGGACUGUUGACGUGCUUGCAGGUGGCUUGCUGCAGAAGUGUUUAUUGACAAAGACCUCAAUUCUGCAGUUAUAUUGAGUCAUAUUGACUUGCAUAUUUUGUAUAACCCUUGUACAGUACAGAUUUUUUUUUUAUCUCUACAUUUGCAACCAUCCAAGAAGUGGUCUUAAAUUGUAAUUUGUCAGAGUGAAACAACUGUGAAUAGAAUGUGCUAAUCACAAAGAAGCUGCUAAAAUACUGUUACUUCUUAUGGAUUUAUCACAAAGAAGAGAACACACAGUGCUGCUUAUUUGUGCUGGUGUAUUUUGUGGUGUUUAAUUACCUGUCGAACCUCUACCGUAAAUAAAUAAAUAAAUCUUCCAAAAAGACAUGAGAUGCGGAACUUGAAUAAACUCUUUCUUGUAA
Anas platyrhynchos (mallard) is the source of this 2918-nucleotide messenger RNA. RefSeq names its product angiopoietin like 3 (gene ANGPTL3). Gene Ontology annotation, biological process: phospholipid catabolic process; phospholipid homeostasis; cholesterol homeostasis. The record is from RefSeq and is a predicted model, not a curated record. NCBI's taxonomy places the organism in Eukaryota, Metazoa, Chordata, Aves, Anseriformes, Anatidae.